Xyrauchen texanus (razorback sucker) is the source of this 1871-nucleotide messenger RNA. RefSeq names its product apelin receptor A. Gene Ontology annotation, molecular function: G protein-coupled receptor activity. Lineage: Eukaryota; Metazoa; Chordata; Actinopteri; Cypriniformes; Catostomidae. The record is from RefSeq and is a predicted model, not a curated record. Bases 170 to 1252 code for a protein of 360 amino acids. The transcript has a single exon. Gene Ontology annotation, cellular component: membrane. Gene Ontology annotation, biological process: G protein-coupled receptor signaling pathway; immune response.
CCUCCAGUGAGGGAAACUUACCCCAGCUCACACAGACUAUUUUAUCCUUGAAAAUAGAAAACAAACAUUCCAGCUGAACUCAAAAAAUUAAGACCAGGCAUUUGGAUAAAGCUGCACCAGAAACCAGAAGGACCACAGAGAUUUAGGACUUCAAAAGCACCUUUGCUAAAUGGAGCCAAGGCAGGAAUACGACGAAGUUUACGAUUACUAUGAAGAUAACGAGACGGCAUGCGACUACUCGGAGUGGGAGCCGUCUUACUCUCUCAUUCCCGUGCUGUACAUGCUCAUUUUUAUCCUUGGUCUCUCAGGUAACGGCGUGGUCAUCUUCACGGUGUGGCGCGCGAAAUCCAAACGGCGCGCGGCAGACGUUUACAUCGGCAAUCUCGCGCUGGCGGAUCUGACGUUCGUCAUCACGCUACCGCUGUGGGCAGUGUACACCGCGCUGGGCUACCACUGGCCCUUUGGCGUGGCUCUCUGCAAGAUCAGCAGCUAUGUGGUCCUUGUCAACAUGUAUGCAAGCGUCUUCUGCCUCACCUGCCUGAGUUUUGACCGCUACCUUGCCAUCGUCCACUCCCUGUCCAGUGGCCGGCUCCGAUCCCGCGCCACUAUGCUGGCAUCUCUGGGUGCCAUCUGGUUCCUCUCGUGUCUUCUGGCCGUUCCCACUCUCCUAUUUCGCACUACAGUGGACGACACUGUGAGCAACCGCACCACCUGCGCGAUGGACUUCAGCCUAGUCACUCUCAAUCAGCAUCAUGAAUCGCUCUGGAUUGCAGGGCUUAGCCUCUCCUCUUCCGCGCUGGGCUUUCUGCUGCCUUUCUUGGCCAUGACUGUCUGCUAUUGUUUCAUUGGUUGCACGGUCACCCGCCAUUUCAGCCACCUGCGCAAGGAAGACCAGAAGAAGCGGCGUCUCCUCAAGAUCAUCACCACGCUGGUGGUGGUCUUCGCAUUUUGCUGGACGCCUUUCCACGUUCUGAAGAGCAUGGAUGCCCUGUCGUACCUGGACCUGGCACCCACCUCGUGUGGCUUCCUCCACUUCUUGCUUUUGGCCCAUCCUUAUGCCACAUGCUUGGCGUACAUCAACAGCUGCCUCAACCCAUUCCUCUACGCAUUCUUUGACCUGCGGUUCCGCUCGCAGUGCCUGUGUCUGCUCAAUCUGAAGAAGGCCAUGCAUGGGCACAUGAGCUCCAUGUCUUCGACCCUCAGUGCCCAGACUCAAAAGUCUGAGGUGCAGUCACUGGCCACCAAAGUGUGAGAGGGAGUGCAAUGAGAAGAAAGGAGAACAUGAAGUUAGAAGACGGCUGGUCCGUUUUGACUAGUGUAACCCCUUCAGUGGUGAAGGUGGCUUUGACUAGAUGUUUGAGGAAAAGCAUGUCAAAGGCCAUGAACUGAUGGACUUGAGAGAACAUAUUGCUUUAUGUUUGUAAAUAACACUCAUAGUUUUGUGUACUCUACUGUAUUCAUGAAUGAGUUGCCGAUGAGAAUGCUGGAACGAUGUGCAUGUGUGUGUGUGAGUGUGUAUGCAUAUAUUCAUGUUUCGCUGACACCUUCCUGUCUGCUUUUACACACUCAAAAACAAGCACAUGCAGAGAACCAAGCAAACAGGAGGUCAAUUUUAUUGCAAAUACAAAGACGAAAAAAUGUAUUUCAACCACAAAUAUGCUGCAAUGAGGAGGAAUUGGCUUGUGCUGCUGUAAGAGUGUGUGAUUGUGUGAAGCCUUUAUACAGUACACUGGUGUAGAGAUACAAAUUGUACAGUAUUUUCAUACUAUUUUUCUGCUAAUUUGCAAUGUUCCGAAAUGUGUUCAAUAUCUGUAGCACUUGUUAAUAGAAGAUAUAAAAUUAUAAUUUUCAUUAAACACUUUGAUGUGAUU